AUGUCAUCUGCACAGUCUACCUUUAGGAAAGUCCUAAGAUAUAUGUGCACCACGCAUUUCUGGGGGCCUGUGAGUAAUUUCGGUAUACCAGUUGCGGCAAUGAUGGACUUGAAAAAGGAUCCUGACCGGAUUUCAGGACCAAUGACAGGAUCAUUGAUUCUUUACUCGUGCGUGUUUAUGCGUUACGCUUUAGCUGUCAGACCUAAGAACUACUUGUUGUUUGGGUGUCAUUUUGUCAAUGAGUUGGCUCAGUUAGCUCAAGGAUACCGGUUCUCCAUAGUACAAGCAAUAUACACUCAAUCGAAAGUCAUUCUUGCAAAUGAUGAGAAUUUCAACCAAAUCAUCACCCAACCAGGGAAAUUUACAUUUGUUGAUUUCUAUGCAGACUGGUGUCGUCAUUGUAAGAAGGUCCACCCUAUGAUUGACCAACUAUCGGAGUUGUUUGCCGAUCAUCCCGAGGUUCAAAUAGUCAAAAUCAAUGGUGAUAAAGAUGGCAAGAAGAUGAGUAAAAAAUAUGUUGAAGUUGGAUAUCCUACUUUAUUGUUUUUCAAUAAUGAUCUGGGCGAGAAAGUAGAGUUCAAUGGGGCUAGGGAUGUUACCGCUUUUAGUAAUUUUAUCCAACAGUUGAGUGGAAUCAGAUUAGAGCAACAAAAGAAUGAAGAGGGAGAGGAAGAAGAAGAAGCAAAGAGUAAAAAGGAAAUUGUGCAAGAUGUCGUUAGAUUGACACCGGAACUGUUUGAUGAGCAAAUUCAAAGUAAACCAUUUGCUAUUGUUUCUAUUGGUGCUACUUGGUGUUCAUUUUGUGAGGAUUUCAAAGGAUUAUUUAAGUCAUUAGCUACUACAGCCUUUGCAAGGGAAAAUAAUAAGAUUUUAUUCGGACAAUUUGUAGUGGAUGAUUUUGAAAAUGGGGAUAUUGUACCACAAAGGUACAACGUUCAAUCAUAUCCUACUUUGAUUUUCUUUAAAAACAAAGAUCUUGAAAAUCCAGUGGUUUAUAACGGUAGUAAAAAGAGUCUUGAAAAAUUAGUUGAUGCGAUCAAUUUGUUUACCGGAUCAGCUCGUGAUUUACUGGGUGGUUUGAAAUCUGGUGCUGGGGUAAUCAAUGAUAUUAGUGACAAAUUUAAAAAGGAAAUGAAUCCAAUCGAGUUGUUACAGGAACUAGAAAUGCUUGAAGAUAAUGAAAGUAUUGUUUUUUACAAAUCCAUUUUAGAGAGUUUGAUUAUUGAUCAGCUGUACAUUGAUUUAGAAAAAACCCGAAUCGAACAAAUCUUGAAGAAUGAUGCUAAUCAGUUGGAUGGAGUAACUAUUGAUUCCCUUACCAAAAGACAAAAUAUACUAAAACUGUUAAAGUUGUAUUUGCAUAGACGACAGUAA
This is a messenger RNA of Lodderomyces oxycetoniae, 1374 nucleotides long. RefSeq lists its product as uncharacterized. The coding region runs from base 1 to 1374 and encodes 457 amino acids. Gene Ontology annotation, cellular component: mitochondrial inner membrane; endoplasmic reticulum. The transcript has 2 exons. NCBI's taxonomy places the organism in Eukaryota, Fungi, Ascomycota, Pichiomycetes, Serinales, Debaryomycetaceae. Gene Ontology annotation, molecular function: protein disulfide isomerase activity. The record is from RefSeq and is a predicted model, not a curated record. Gene Ontology annotation, biological process: protein folding; pyruvate import into mitochondria.